Molecule: messenger RNA, 2133 nt
Organism: Puccinia triticina
Lineage: Eukaryota; Fungi; Basidiomycota; Pucciniomycetes; Pucciniales; Pucciniaceae
Exons: 4
Coding region: 1-2133 (710 amino acids)
Biological process (GO): mRNA cis splicing, via spliceosome
Cellular component (GO): cytoplasm; spliceosomal complex
Molecular function (GO): protein binding
Source: RefSeq, a predicted model, not a curated record
AUGGGACGAGAACCAUCGCCCGGCAGGGACUCUUCAUACGCUCGGUCCCGGCGAUCACCACCAAGAGAUUCCUCAAGGGACCGGCAGCGCGGGCGACGAUCGCCCAGUCGACACCGCGAUGAUGACCGCCAUCACAAGUCCCGCAAAAGAAGUCGGACCCGCUCACCUAUCUCUUCUGACUCCGAAAGAGGUCGGCGUACCCGGCGGGAUGAAUCAGUCACCUCGGAGAAAAGCGAGCGCCAUUCCAGCAAGCAUCGACAUCGAUCUCACAAGAGUAAACGUGAAUCUUCCAAGGAGCGACGGGCACGCAAAACGGCAGAGAAAGCUGCGCGAAAACUUGAGCGUCGAUCGGAACGAAAAAGUAUGCGAGAAGAGGCCGAUCGCCGGGCAGCUGCCGAGCUUUCCAUGUAUUCAGCGAUCGACAAUCCAUUUCACGAUGCGAAUCUAUCGACUCAGUUCGACUGGUCUAAGAAGCGGGAACGAGAAAGAAAGAUGGGGCUUAGUGCUGAGGAAGCAAGCAGACGGGAUGCUGAACGACGGGCAGAGGCUGCUGAAGAGCUUGAACGACUCGCGCGUCGUCGAGCGGAGAGAGAGAAGGAGCUCGAGCUCCGAGAGGCCGAAAGCAACCGGAUGGCUCAGAUGGCCGAAAGUGCACAGAUGGCCGAAUGGAUUGCCAAGGAAGAUGACUUCCAACUCGAACAGGCCCAGAAGCGAGCAGAGAUUCGAGUACGGGAGAAGAGAGCCAAGCCGAUCGAUCUUCUUGCCCUCAACCUCAAGUGGGGUCACCGCGAUUUCGAGGCCGAAGAGGAUUUGAAGAAAAAUACCCUCCAAGGGCUCAUCAACGAAGCUAGUGAAGAAGAGGAUGAUGGGGCAGGCAUGGAAGUCGAUCUGGAUGAACCCUACACAAUCUUUGAUAACCUGACCUUGGAGGAAACUCAAGGACUGGCUGAAGACAUCAAGAUGCACAUCGCUCUAGAAAAAUCGGAAUCCAAGCUUGAGUUUUGGCGAUGCUUACAAUGUGUCUGUGAUGAUGCGCUCGCUCAACUGACGUCUGAACGAAACUUGGCACACGAUGCUCUCCGGGCUGCAGCAGCGAUCCGGGAUCAGGUAACCCGGUUGCUGGAAGGAAAGAAUUACGAGCAACUGAUCGCGCUGGAGUCGAAUAUCAAGACCAAGCUUGCUGGAAAUGAACCGGUCGAUCCAGAAUAUUGGGAAGGCCUUCUUGCUCAGUUGAAAGUCUGGAAGGCCAAGGCGAAAUUGAAGGCGAUGCACGAGGUCGUACUUCGUAACCGAUUGGAGUAUCUCCGUCGUCGUCAACGUGACGAGGCCGUUAAAGUGCAAGCUGAGCUUGCUAGCAGUUUGCUGAAUCAACCAAGUGCCAGUCUUGCGACUCAUCCACAUCAUGAUAGCCACGAAGCUGAAGAAGACGAGGCACAACUCGUGGUCGAAGAAGUGGCAGAGGAGUUCGAGACCGACAUGGAGCCUCAGUUGAUCCAACACCUCUCGCUUGAGGACCAGAAACUCGAUAUGAUCUCACCCAUUGAAGACUGGACUCAAAUCAUCAAUGCCCGUCAGAUGGUACUUAGCACUCGAUUCGUGCCCAAGACUAAACAUGGCUCAGAUUCGAAAGACCAGGAUAUACUGGAUCGGGACGCGCUGGCUGAAAAACUAUAUGCCCAAGAGGCUGAGAAAGGUCUGGGCGAAGAGGAAGAAAUGUUCGAGCUGGAAGCUGAGAUGGGCCGACAAAGUUAUAACUGGGAAGACAAAUAUCGACCACGUAAACCAAGAUACUUCAACAAGGUUCAUACCGGCUACGAAUGGAAUAAAUACAAUCAGACCCACUAUAAUACAGAUAACCCACCGCCAAAGGUCGUCCAAGGCUACAAAUUCAACAUAUUCUACCCGGAUCUGAUCGACAAAAGUCGAGCUCCAACUUAUAAAAUUAUCAAAAAUAAGGAGAAUGAGGAUGUGGCCACUCUGUUGUUUAAAGCUGGUCCACCUUAUGAAGACAUCGCCUUUACGAUCGUCAACAAAGAUUGGGAGCAUAGUCACAAACGCGGCUUUAGGAGCUCUUUUGAUCGAGGGGUUCUUCAGCUGCAUUUUACGCUCAAACGGAUCCACUACCGAAAAUAG